UACUUAUUAUCAUAACCUCUGUCAUUUACUUUAUUUUCAGCAAUUAUUGGUCUACCUUUCCAUUUCAUUCUUAACAUUAACAAUAACUAACUUUUCUUUUGAGCUGAAACAAGAGAUAGUUGUAACAGCUAAGUCUAAUAUCUAAUAUUACAAAUACAACCGCUUCCUAUUGACAGCUUUUCUGCACAGAGGUUGUUUACCGAACAUUUACUUUCAACCCAUUAAUCCCCGAAAUAUUUAAAGAAAUGAUAACAUUGACAAGAAAACUCAAGAAAGAAGCCCCUGUUAGCAAUGGACCACAAAUAAUUGAUGCAUCAAAACGAGUUUCAAUUAGGGAUAGACUAUUGGUCAAAGAGGUUCAAGAAAUGGAGCAGACAUUACCAGGCACUUGCAGUGUUAAAUUUGAAAACCCUGAUGAACUAUUCAAUAUUAGCCUGACGGUAUCACCUGAUGAGGGUUACUGGGCAGGUGGUACCUUCUACUUUCACAUAUAUGUCACAGAGGACUAUAAUAUGGCGCCACCUGAAGUGAAAUGUCUUACUAAACUAUGGCAUCCCAAUAUAAGCGAAGAUGGUGAUAUUUGCUUGAGUUUGUUACGUCAAAACUCCAUUGACAGCCUUGGGUGGGCUCCCACUCGAAGAAUCAAGGAUGUAGUUUGGGGUCUAAACUCACUUUUUACUGAUCUUCUCAAUUUUGACGAUCCCUUAAAUCUUCAAGCCACUGAAUUGUAUCUGAAAGACAAAGAAUCUUUCAGACAGAAAGUGAAUGAUUAUGUGAAACAGUAUGCCAAGAGAUAAUUGGAUUGUUCAUAUGGUACUGAGACUUUUUAAUUCAUGUCGAGUGUUGCUUCAAUCAACUCUCUGACAUCAAUGCUAUGUUAUAAUUUUAUUUUUCUAUUUUUUUUUUAAAUCUGAUUGCACUAAUGAUUUUAAAUUUGUAAGGAUUAGGUAAUUUUUUGGAUGUUUGAAUAUUGUAUGAGUGUGUGUGGUCUCAUAUUCACCCAUAUGCUGUGUGCCUUUCUAUUGGCGCAACUUGCCGUGGUCAUCAAGUAAUUUUUACCAUAGAAAUAUGUUCUAAUGAUUUUUCUUUGAAUUUUGCAAUUAAUCCUACCAAUUUCAAUUCAUCUUUAGAGACAACAAAACAAAUCAGUUAUUCAAUGAAUACUUCUUGCUUAACUUUCUAGUUCAAUAUCAAGUAUUUUUUUUUUUUUUUUUUGGGGGGGGGGGGGCGCUGAAGAAGUGUUGUCUAAAAUAAAUAUUGUUAUAUUUUUUUUUAACUUUAUGUAUCAAGACCAUCACUGAGUAGCUUUUCUUCUUACAUGUAAGACAGUUAAAGACCAAACCCUUUUUUGUUAAGUUUCAUAAGUCCGUCUUUCGUUGUAACUCCCUAAGUUCUAACCACUGUGGUUUGAGUUGCAAUAUUGCUGAAAAUGCUCUGCAUUGUACUUUAUUUUUUUAUUUUAUCUAUCUUGGGAUGCACUAAAGUCAAUGUACAACUAGCAAUGUAGGCUUAUUCUGCAAAAGUUGUUACACCUUUAUUUAAUUUGGUCACCUCCAUUUCCUUUCUUUUUUUCUCCGCCUCAGGUUUAAGGUGGGAUUCAAAAAUCUGGAAUCAUUUUUUAAAAAUGUGACUCAUUCAUAGCUCCCCUAAUUCUUCAAAUGGUGUGUCUUUAUUGACCUGGUCUAAUGCCUUAACCGGAUAUGACUCAAAAGUUAAACAGUACCAGCUUUAAAAGCCAUCUCCGUUUAAUUGAAUGCCGAGCAUUUCUGCGAUAUCAUGUGAUAUUAAAAUAAUAAUUAAUAAACAGAGCAGCGCUUUGGUUGCUAUUAUAAUUGACUAAAUGUAUUUCUUUUUGGAAAUAUGCCAUAUACACAAGUUACACAUUAACUCAUCUGAAAUCAACCAUCUGGAGAUAAAAUGCCUCACAAAUUAGCGGUCCACUAUUUGUUUCCAGUGCCAUUUCAAUGUUUUUCGAGCUAGGGAGCUCACACUUUGCAGGUCGGUGCUUCUGUCAUUCGUCUAGGCGCUCAGGGAGUGGACAAUCCGUCCGCCACCCCUAACGAACUGUGCAACCCCUACAGUGGAGGAGGGUGAAAAAAUCGGUCCUAACAGCUUUGAAAUUGUCAAGAUAUUUCAUGAACCGAUUCAACUUUUUGUCUUCUUUUGAUCGGCUUAUGCGAAAUUGUGAUCGGACAAAUGAGUUAUGUGGUUCGUCAGAUGUGGUGGAUUAUCCUAUGGGCCCUGUACCCGGCCGCGGCGCAUGUGUUGUUAUUUUUUUGAAUCGGGCAACUCGCGGCUGAACAACCCCCGCUGACGUCCAACCCCUUUUAGAAUAUCGACCAUUUUGAACACUACACUAAGGGUUUAAGUUUAAGCUUGGAACUGUCAGAACAGGUUCCUUUUUCUUUAGUCUGAAACACAUCCAUGCUGAGAAACCUGGUGUCGACAUCCUCAACCCCUUGCCGAAGGGGUAGCCACCCCCGAGUGGCCUGCAGCCCUUAGGAAGUGGAUGAAGCGUAGGGUCCGUGAAGAAGCUCCCCCCGAGUUUUGUGUCGGUCGGACCGACCGUUUCGCUCCCAGAGGCGAAAAAGAGUCGAAACGUUAAAAAGCCACCCCCAAGUUUAACCUAGGCCUACGCGCUGACGCCGAAUUGAGGUAGGGUAGCGACUCCAUGCAAAGCAUUCCACCUCGGUGGGCCCAACUUUCAUCUCGAAGGCAACAGUUUCUUACGGUGACGCUCGGGGCCGUGAGAGCGAUGAGACGGUACCGGUACUGCACUUGACUUGACCGCUCUGUAGAGUCUCUGAAUCAAGGAAACUUCUGUCUUUUGGCAGGAAUGUGGACCUCUGGCACUUACAUUUUACUCUGCAGUUGAAAUUCUGCAUGGGGUGCGAUUUAACGGUUGUUGGUGCCAUUAUUGUCUCUCGGCCCAGCCACGCUACGCUACGCCCCAGUUCACGAGUUCACCAAAUUUUCCCCAACCCCCUGCAAGUUGUUUUUGGUGGGACCGGAUCCGGAUGGAUGAUCUGUUUGUAGUGGGUGGUCAUCCUGCGCAUGGGGGUCCUUGUUAUGAGAAAUUCUUCAGUGUUUGAGUUUGAGAUACGGCGGAGGAGAAGUUCAAAGCAGCGCUCCACCCGUGCUCAUUCCUGCUGUUCUCAUGCAUGGUAGAUUUCUCAUUCGAUAACCGAACGGCCAGUCCCAGGUCCCCCCACCCCUCCCUUUAACCAACUUCCGGCUAUACGUUGCCUCGUGUGUUGUUGUUUACGCUGUUGUCUGUGUUAUUAUUGUUCAAAUGGAUACAUUUAAUUUUAAAUUAGUUGGUAUUAUGUGGACUCUUACAUCGAAACGUGCAUCCGCGUGUCUUCUGGCCGCACCGACCUUUCGGGAUUUGCGACGGAUUAGAAGAUAAGCGCUGAAAUCCGAACUGUGUUCUCUGGCAUGCGCACCUGCAGGUUUAAAACGCUGUUUCGUAGAUGUUUGAUGGAUUUGAAGAUAACCCCCGAAAUUCGUCCCAUGUUCUGUGGCAUGCUCAUGUGAAGGUUAAAAACCCUGGUCUACCGCCUACUGGAUAUUUCCACUUUUGAAGUUGACUUCGUCAAGUCCAAGUGAGGAUGUUACCCGCUGUUAAACUUCUUCUUUGCUGCGCUGCUCUGGCAACUUUGUCUAUUAGUUCUUGACAAGAGAGGAAAAUCUGCCUUGUACAUUUUAAUAUGUAAUUUAAAAUUGAUUGACAUGAGUCUGUUUAGCAUAGCAGAUGAUACGUUUAAAUUUGAAACAAUUCCUCUCUUCGAUGUGAACUGUCAAACUCAGCUGAUCUUGUUACUGUAUCCUUUUACAUCCGGUGAGAUAUCAAUUUUAUAGAAUUGUGUCUCACAAAUGUACAUGUAAAACUAUGAAUAAAAACAGCUCAAGUUACAUCAA
Messenger RNA from Frankliniella occidentalis (western flower thrips), 3921 nucleotides. RefSeq names its product NEDD8-conjugating enzyme UBE2F. The record is from RefSeq and is a predicted model, not a curated record. The coding region runs from base 246 to 797 and encodes 183 amino acids. The transcript has 9 exons. Lineage: Eukaryota; Metazoa; Arthropoda; Insecta; Thysanoptera; Thripidae.